Pogonomyrmex barbatus (red harvester ant) is the source of this 2281-nucleotide messenger RNA. Its product is annotated as ribophorin I. The record is from RefSeq and is a predicted model, not a curated record. Lineage: Eukaryota; Metazoa; Arthropoda; Insecta; Hymenoptera; Formicidae. Gene Ontology annotation, cellular component: oligosaccharyltransferase complex; membrane.
UUUAGAACGCGGCCACAGAUGAACGCCACGUAUUUGUUAUGUACUAACCGUAUUCCGCAUACCGGCGAGUGCAUAUACGAGAGCGAUACCGCACUCGGCAGGAAGAUAGAGGAGGAGAAGGGAAAGUUCUCUUAGCACCGUUGCCGGUGUACCGGAUUUGCAGCCCCGUCGACGAUGUCUUUUGUGCACACGUUAAUAUGCGUCCUCGCGCUCUACCUGAGUGCGCACAGAGGAUGCAUCGCUGCCGAUUUGAUAGAUCCGAAUGUGAUUGUCAGGAACGUCGAGCGACACAUCGACCUGCAGUCCCAGCUGACCAAGAUCACCACUCGGGUGGUGUUGGAUAACAACAGCAAGGAUCGUGGUAUUCAGAACUUCCUCUUCUGCCUGGACGACGAGCAGAGGAGUUCCGUCAGCUACGUGGCCGCUCACGUGGAGCCCGGUAAGUUGGAGCUCAAAGUGACGGAGGUCAAGGUGCCGGCGCAUCGCGACCGGGUCUUCUAUUCAGUUGAUCUUGGCAACCAUUUGGCACCCCGUCGCACCCUCACUAUUGAACUGGAGACGAUAUUCACGCACGAGCUGGUGCCACAUCCCAAGCAGAUCACUCAGCAGGAGAAGCAGCUUGUCAAGUACACAGGGAACGUGUAUGUCUGCCUGCCCUAUGCCGUUACGAAGCAGACUACCUAUGUGGCUUUACCUACGCGCAACAUCGAGAGCCAUACCAAAAUCAAGCCAGUCUCCCAAACUGGCUCUAUGCUGGCCUAUGGACCAUAUGAGACACAGCCGCCGUUCGCCUACGAAGAGAUGACAGUGCACUUCGAGAACAACAACAAGUUUCUCACGGUGACGAGACUCGAGAGAAUUAUUGAGAUUUCUCACUGGGGUAAUAUAGCCGUUGAAGAGCACAUCGAUCUAUUGCAUACAGGAGCACUGCUGAAAGGAUCCUUCUCGCGCUACGAAUAUGCUCGAGAGUCCAAGUCCGGGCAGGCCAGCAUUCAGAGUUUCGAUACCAUUCUGCCAGCCGCUGCAUCCGAUAUUUAUUACCGCGAUGAAAUCGGUAAUAUCUCCACGUCGCAUACUCGCAUCAAGAAGGACUCUGUAGAGCUGAAUCUGCGACCAAGAUUCCCGUUGUUCGGUGGUUGGAAGACCCGCUAUACGAUCGGGUACAAUGUGCCUAGCUACGAGUAUCUGUUCCACUCCGGUGACGAGUUUGCCCUGGAGAUGAGGCUGCUAGAUCAUAUCUUCGAUGAUAUGGUCGUGGACGAGAUGGUUCUGAAGAUCAUUCUACCAGAGGGCUCGCGGAAUAUCAAGCUAGAGUUGCCAUAUCCGGUGACUCGAUUGCCGGAUUCCUUGCAUUAUACAUAUCUAGAUGUCACCGGACGCCCAGUAAUAUCCGUGACGAAGAACAAUCUAGUUGAGAAUCAUAUUCAAAGUUUCAGGCUGAAGUACACAUUCCCGCGUCUGCUGAUGCUGCAGGAGCCGCUGAUGAUCGUGCUGGCACUGUGGCUGAUGUUCCUGGCGGUCAUAGUGUACGUGAGAUGCGACUUCUCCAUCGACAAGGACGAGGCAUCGGAGAGCAAGCUGAGGAUCGCCGGGCAAUGCGAGAAGAUACUUGCUAUUCAGGAUCGCAGAAUCGCGACAUACUAUAAUCUGGAGGAGCAGCUGGCGUACCUGAAGGUAUCCAAGGAUACGAACGCGUUUCUGUCUGCGAUCAAGGGCAUCAAUCAGGAUUACAAGGCGGCGAACAACGCACUCAACGAGAUCGCGCAGAAGAUCAAGGGCGAAUCUAGCGACGUGUACGAUCGCAUACAGGAGUUGCAGAAAUGCGAUCGCUAUCUGAAGGAGGUCUACAGUCAGUUGCAGGGAUUAUAUUUGGAAAAACUAAUCCCGGGCAAGAUCAGUCGGCAGCAGUUCAUCGAAAUGGAGAUGACGAUCUCUAGAAAGAAGGAGGAUUGCAUCGACAAGAUUAACGCUAUCAUCAAAUCGCUCCGGUAAUUGUGUUCCGCGGAUGAACUUUGAGAACUUCGAGAGCAACGAUCGGUGGCAUUUGCAAUACAGUAACGCGAGACCUCGCAUCUGUUGUAUUCCAUUCGCGAAUAAGAACGAGGAGGGAUUCCAUACACAUUACAUUCACACACACAUCGAGUCACACAAAAAGACUCACAUUUAGAUUAAGAUUUAUAAUAAAUAUAUAAGAAAGAGAAACGAAAUACAGAAUUUCGUUGUAUCUUUUUUGUUAUGUCUCCAACAGGAUGUUGUAUCUAAAUAAAAGACUUGUGAGAUA